This is a messenger RNA of Mangifera indica (mango), 1404 nucleotides long. RefSeq names its product chalcone synthase 1-like. The record is from RefSeq and is a predicted model, not a curated record. Gene Ontology annotation, molecular function: acyltransferase activity, transferring groups other than amino-acyl groups. Lineage: Eukaryota; Viridiplantae; Streptophyta; Magnoliopsida; Sapindales; Anacardiaceae. Gene Ontology annotation, biological process: polyketide biosynthetic process. The transcript is spliced from 2 exons. The coding region runs from base 69 to 1241 and encodes 390 amino acids.
CAAACAGUAAUCCACACAGCACUCAUUUUAUACAUCUCCUUAGCAAAUACAAUACAAGAAAGAGAACUAUGGUGACCGUUGACCAAGUUUUCAAGGCUCAACGUGCCGACGGUCCUGCCACCGUCAUGGCGAUUGGAACAGCAACUCCUCCUAACUGUGUUGAUCAGAGCACCUAUCCUGACUAUUACUUCCGUAUCACCAACAGUGAGCACAAGACUGAGCUUAAGGAGAAAUUCAAGCGCAUGUGCGAAAAAUCCAUGAUCAAGAAGCGAUACAUGUACUUGACAGAAGAGAUUUUGAAAGAAAACCCAGCUGUUUGCGAAUAUAUGGCACCUUCAUUGGAUGCCAGGCAAGAUAUGGUGGUGGUUGAGGUCCCAAAGCUAGGUAAAGAAGCAGCUGCUAAGGCUAUUAAGGAAUGGGGUCAGCCCAAAUCCAAAAUCACCCACUUGGUGUUUUGCACCACCAGUGGUGUUGACAUGCCUGGUGCUGACUACCAACUCACCAAGCUCUUGGGUCUUCGUCCAUCUGUUAAGCGUUAUAUGAUGUACCAACAAGGUUGCUUUGCUGGCGGCACGGUUCUACGCCUUGCAAAAGACUUGGCUGAGAACAACAAAGGUGCUCGUGUCCUUGUUGUGUGUUCAGAAAUUACAGCUGUUACUUUCCGGGGUCCUAGUGACACCCACCUUGACAGUCUUGUGGGUCAAGCCUUGUUCGGCGAUGGUGCAGCUGCUGUCAUUGUUGGUUCUGACCCAGUGCCAGGAGUUGAGAAGCCCAUGUUUGAAUUAGUCUCUACAGCUCAAACUAUUUUGCCUGAUAGCGAUGGGGCUAUUGAUGGGCAUCUCCGUGAAGUUGGGCUUACAUUUCACCUUUUAAAAGAUGUUCCUGGACUUAUUUCCAAGAACAUUGAGAAGAGUUUGGUCGAAGCAUUCAAACCCUUGGGUAUCUCCGAUUGGAACUCACUUUUUUGGAUUGCACAUCCAGGUGGCCCAGCAAUUUUAGACCAAGUUGAAGCCAAAUUAGGUCUUAAAGAAGAGAAGUUACAUGCCACAAGACAUAUACUUUCUGAAUACGGCAAUAUGUCAAGUGCAUGUGUGUUAUUUAUUUUGGAUGAAAUGAGAAAGAAAUCAAUCGAAAAUGGUUUCAAGACCACAGGUGAGGGUCUUGAGUGGGGGGUUCUCUUCGGAUUUGGCCCUGGACUUACUGUUGAGACAGUGGUUCUUCACAGUAUUGCUACCAUUUAAUAAUUGUUAUGUUGAAUUGAUUUUUCAUUAUGCUUCUUAUUUUUCAAAAUUUCAAUGUUAUUUACAUUAAAUUCCCCAAAGGAUGUAUGACAAUAUCAAGAAGUAUUUAUGUAGUGAAAACAACAAUGAAUUUGAAACCUUAAUGAAUUAAUUAUUUUCGUCA